UUUAUUUCAUAAACUCUUUUUUUUUUUGCUUUUUUUUUUCUGUCUAGUCAAGAGGAACAGAAGAUCCUUCUGUUUUUCUGACAUGACAGAAUUGUAAAUUGCUUCAUUUCCUAUGUAUUCUGGAAAGUAGAUUUACUCUUGGAAGAGGGUUGGCUCAUAGAGAAAGGGGGAUGGGGGAUGCAAUGGUUGAUCGAUACUGGUGUCACAUGUGCUCCAGGAUGGUGACUCCGGUUAUGGAAGCUGAGAUUAAGUGCCCAGUGUGUGAAAGCGGGUUCGUGGAAGAAGUGGACAGCACAAGAGACCUCAAUAACGAUGGCAUUGAUUUUGGAUCAGAACGUGCAUUCUCUCUGUGGGCUCCGAUCUUGCUUGGUUUGAUGGGUGGUUUAGGUCCUUCUCGUGCACGAGCUCAAGAACAUAAUAGCAGCAAUGCACAAGAAGAAAAUGGUGAACUCGAGAGUGAGUUUCGAUCCUUGUUUAGGAGGACGAGGAGGAGGAGAAGCCCGGCUUCAAUCCUUGGUAUGCUUCAAGAUCUUCGUUCGGGUUCAGAGAAUUCUGAAAAUAAUGGGCAGAGUAAUAGUAGCAAUAACAGUAGUAACAGUGUGAUUUUGGUUAAUCCUUUCAAUGAAGAGGCCUUAGUUCUUCAAGGUCCUUUUGAAAUGAACCAAUCCGAAAACCCAAUUCGCAAUAUGGCAAGUUCUUUUGGGGACUACCUUAUAGGGCCUGGUUUGGAUUUAUUGCUGCAGCAUUUGUCAGAAAAUGAUCCUAACCGCUAUGGGACUCCUCCUGCACAAAAGGAAGCAGUUCAAGCAAUGCCAACUGUUGCUGUUGAGCAGAGUUUGCAGUGUUCAAUUUGCCUGGAGGAGUUUGAUAUUGGAGAUGAAGCAAAAGAGAUGCCAUGUAAACAUAAAUUCCAUAGUGGGUGUAUUCUUCCCUGGCUGGAGAUUCACAGUUCUUGCCCAGUUUGCAGGUUCCAAAUGCCCUCUGAUGAUUCCAAGAUUCAAGCAAAUAGCUCAAGAAGCAGUGAAGGGAGAAUGGAGAACAAUGACGCUAUGACCGGAGUGGGAGGGGAAGGAAUAGGCAGCGGGAGAAGGUAUCGGAUCCCUGUUCCAUGGCCUUUUGAAGGAUUGUUUUCUUUGUCAGCAUCCCAAAGUGGUGAGAGUUCUACUUCAGCAUCUUCCACAGAAGCCAUGCCAGGAAAUCCAUCUCAUACAGAUGAAACUUGAAGAUACUUGUAUGCAUAAACAUGCUGCUUUUAGAUAUGAUUUUUUUGUUUAGCUCUUCAUGUGAGGAAUUUGCCUACUAUGUAUACACAUAUGUCCUGUGAGGAAUUCGGUGUUGUUCAAAGAAUUAAUGCAAUUUUGCUGGCUUUCUUUAA
Messenger RNA from Hevea brasiliensis (rubber tree), 1375 nucleotides. Its product is annotated as E3 ubiquitin-protein ligase SIRP1. NCBI's taxonomy places the organism in Eukaryota, Viridiplantae, Streptophyta, Magnoliopsida, Malpighiales, Euphorbiaceae. The record is from RefSeq and is a predicted model, not a curated record. The coding region runs from base 171 to 1223 and encodes 350 amino acids. Gene Ontology annotation, molecular function: ubiquitin protein ligase activity. Gene Ontology annotation, biological process: protein ubiquitination. Gene Ontology annotation, cellular component: cytoplasm. The transcript is spliced from 2 exons.